AUUUUGGUGAGCUCAACCGGAUGUCGUCUUCUCGCUCUUGCGCCCUUGAUGCCACACUUCCCGCGAUAGAGUCAGGAAACAGGCAGAGCCGUGCCGUGCCGCGGCUGCAGUUCAACACAGAGCUUAACCCGGUGUCUCCACGCAGAGCUUAGCUUUCAAUGAGGAUGGAAGAACAGAUGAAGAGGACAUCUUCAGUCGGAUAAAACCCCGAGACUGGCUAAACGUGCGGCUUUCAGUUGGGGAUCACCUGGGAGCGUCCGUUAGGAGCGCAGAGACCUGUCAUGGUUGUCACGGUGUUUCUGGGCAGGUAAACGAUAGCAGGCAGCCUGGCUAACAGCGCAGCUAGUCACGCAGCAGGGAGCUAGCACAGGUAACUAGCAGCUGCUCAGUUAACAAGUUGGGUUUGAUGAACUUGGAAAAGCCCAUGGAUUAUAUCUUUACCGAGAAAAGUUUAAACUCUCCUCCUGAACAAUCGUAAACCCUUUGUAUUGUCUUGAAGGCGCACACACCCUUUGAUUGUCCUGAAAGUGCAGCAGGUUUGAUUGACAGCUUGUCAAUACGCGUGAUCCAGAUGUGGAGCCAGCUUGAAAACUCUUCCUAGCUUCUAAGUGAGCGCCGCCACAUCUGCAAGACUGGCUUCAGACCAGGAAUGGCUGCCUGGAGGAAACUCUUCACCGGACUCAACUGCAUCAACAAGCGAUGAAUUUGGUGUUGGCAGGCAGGCGUUGUUAGCCCGCUAAACUGAAGGCACAGAGAGGACUCAGCAGCCCACAUCACAAGGAGGGCUGUCCACUGGGUCAGACCCAAACGCAUACAAACACAAGGAUCGUUUGAAGGCGGAAGGAGGAAUGAAGAGGAGUGAGAACAAAAACAAGAGGAAACUCUGUAACAUGGAGCAGCAGCUCAGCGGGGGAGAGGACAGGGAUGCGAGGGAGUUUGCCGCUCCGCCUCCUCUCCUCUUCAGGAAGCUGAGUAACCCCGACCUGUCGCCAGCAGCCACCGCUGCUACCAAAUCCAAACUGCACCGACAGCUGAGCCAGGACGAGAGCUGGGCCCGACGCAGCAGCCUGGCCAUGACUGGUAAACAGCUGCUGCCCCUGUCCAGCAGUCUACAUGCUGGGGUCAGUCAGCUGGCCUGGCAGGGGCCUUCUGGAGGAUUUGGAGGGCACGGGGUCGCAGGUGGAGUGUCUGCUGGAGCAGGUGAUGGGAACAACCUGGUCCGUAUGAGGAGCCAAACUUUGGGACAGUCUGCACCAUCACUCACUGGACUGAAGGAGCUGAGCCUUCCCAGAAGAGGCAGCUUAAUCUGGUCGCCGGCUCAGCUGCGUUGCCACGGCAACAGCAGCCUCCUCCAGCACCUGCUGUCCCCCGUUUCUUUUCAUCCCUCCGUCGUUCAGCCCCCCGUCGUCACCCUCUGCCCCUUCUCCUUCCCCUCCACGCCCUCCACCUCCUCCACUCCCUCCCUCUGCUCCUCCGACGGCCCGCUGUCAGCCCCCGUUCACCAGCGAGGAAACCCCUUUCUGUGGAGCUGUCGGACGAGCAACAGGAAGAGCCUGAUUGUGACGUCCAGUACCUCCCCCACCCUGCCUCGACCCCACUCUCCUCUACAUGGACACACAGGUACCAGCCCUCUGGACAGCCCCCGAAACUUCUCCCCCAACACAGCUGCACACUUCUCCUUUGUUCCUGCUCGCAGCCACGGACACAGGGCUGACAGGACGGAUGGCAGACGCUGGUCUCUGGCCUCGUUACCUUCCUCUGGAUAUGGCACCAACACUCCCAGCUCCACAGUCUCGUCCUCCUGUUCAUCUCAGGAGAAGCUGCACCAGCUGCCUUUCCAGCCCACACCGGACGAGCUGCACUUCCUCACCAAACACUUCAGCUCCGAGAGCAUCACGGAUGAGGAGGGACGUCGCUCCCCCGCCAUGAGACCGCGCUCCCGCAGCCUCAGUCCCGGACGCUCGCCCAUCUCCUUCGACCAUGAGAUCGUGAUGAUGAACCAUGUGUACAAAGAGCGGUUCCCUAAGGCGACGGCUCAGAUGGAGGAGCGUCUGGCUGAGCUGCUCUCCUCCUCGGCCCCCGAUAAAGUCUGCCCGCUGGCCGAUGGGGUCCUGAGCUUCAUCCACCAUCAGCUGAUCGAGCUGUCCAGGGACUGCCUGGAGAAAAGCAGAGACGGCCUCAUCACCUCUCGAUACUUCUACGAGCUCCAGGAGAGCCUGGAGAAGCUGCUGCAAGAUGCUCACGAGCGGUCGGAGAGCGUGGAGGUCACCUUCGUCACACAACUCGUCAGGAAGCUGAUGAUCAUCAUCGCACGGCCAGCCCGUCUGCUGGAGUGUUUGGAGUUCGACCCCGAGGAGUUCUACCAUUUGUUAGAAGCAGCAGAGGGCCAUGCCAAGGAGGGCCAGGGUAUCAAGUCCGACAUCCCCCGAUACAUCAUCAGCCAGCUGGGCCUCACCAGGGACCCUCUGGAGGAAAUGGCCCAGCUGAGCAGCUAUGACAGCGGGAACCCAGAAACUCCUGAGACUGAUGACUCAGUGGAUAGUCGAGGAACCAAGGUCCCAUCAGCUCCACCUCCAACUAAAACCAAAACACCCAGAGAGGAAGACUUUGAGAACAUCAAACUCAUCAGUAAUGGAGCCUACGGAGCUGUGUUCCUGGUGCGUCACAAAGAAACCCGCCAGCGUUUCGCCAUGAAGAAGAUCAACAAGCAGAACCUGAUCCUGAGGAACCAGAUCCAGCAGGCCUUCGUAGAACGAGACAUUCUGACUUUCGCAGAGAACCCAUUUGUGGUGUCCAUGUUCUGCUCCUUUGAAACCAGGAGGCACCUCUGCAUGGUGAUGGAGUACGUGGAGGGAGGAGAUUGCGCCACGCUGUUGAAGAACAUCGGAGCUCUGCCUGUAGAUAUGGCUCGUAUGUACUUUGCAGAGACCGUCCUUGCGUUAGAGUAUCUGCACAAUUACGGCAUCGUGCACCGAGACCUCAAACCUGACAAUCUUCUCAUCACCUCCAUGGGACACAUCAAGCUGACAGACUUUGGCCUCUCAAAGAUCGGUUUGAUGAGUUUGACCACAAAUCUGUACGAAGGACACAUCGAGAAAGACACCAGAGAGUUCCUUGAUAAACAGGUGUGUGGCACUCCUGAGUACAUUGCCCCUGAGGUGAUUUUGCGUCAGGGCUACGGGAAGCCGGUGGACUGGUGGGCGAUGGGAGUCAUCCUGUAUGAGUUCCUGGUGGGCUGUGCUCCAUUCUUUGGAGACACACCUGAAGAACUGUUCGGUCAGGUCAUCAGUGAUGAAAUAAUCUGGCCGGAGGAGGAAGAAGCUCUGCCUCAGGAGGCUCAGGAUCUAAUCUCUAAACUGCUGAGACAGAAUCCUCUGGAGAGACUCGGCACAGGUAGUGCCUUUGAGGUGAAGCAGCACCCGUUCUUCACAGAGCUGGACUGGAACAGCCUGCUGAGGCAGAAGGCCGAGUUCAUCCCCCAGCUGGAGUCUGAGGACGACACCAGCUACUUCGACACUCGCUCUGAUCGGUACCAUCACAUAGACUCAGAAGAUGAGGACGACACUAAUGAUGAAGAACACGUGGAGAUCCGACAGUUCUCCUCCUGCUCACCUCGCUUCAGCAAGGUGUACAGCAGCAUGGAGCGUCUGUCUCUGCACGAGGAGAAGAGAACUCCUCCUCCCACCAAACGCAGCCUCAGCGAGGAGGGAGGAGACCGAGUCGACAGCCUGAGCGGACUCAAGUCCAGAGAUCGAUCCUGGCUGGUCGGGUCUCCGGAGAUCCUGAGGAAGCGUCUGUCUGUCUCUGAGUCGUCCCACACAGAGAGUGACUCCAGUCCCCCGCUGACAGUCAGGAGACGCUGCUGCUCAGCCAUCAUUGAGAUGCCACGCUUCGCCAUCUCCUCAGAGGAAGAAGGAGGACAAGCUGGAUGUCGUAAGAGCCCCAGUCUGUUUGGGUCCUCUGUGGUGAGGGGACCUCGGAGUGAAGAGCUGCCCCUCGCAAUCCCAGAGCUCCCAGUUGAGAGAGAGUUGAAACUGGAUGAGUCACCCACCACACUGGGCUCCACAGGCAGCCAGUUGAGCAAGGCUGCACUUACACCGGGAAGUUCAGGUGACGUUUCUGACCGCGGAGGCAGAGGAAAUGGUAACGGUGUGGCUACUGGAGCUGUUAAGGCAUCAGCAGACAGCGACUCUCCAUCAACUCCGAGAGCGAUCAGUGACCUGGCGAUCCGUAGGGCUCGCCACAGACUGUUGUCUGGUGACGCAGACAAGCACGCUUCAACGCCAAGCUCCAGACCACUCAACAAAGUCAUCAAGUCGGCGUCUGCCACCACACUGUCACUGAUGAUCCCUGCAGACCACCAUGUAGCCUCCCCAUUGGCCAGCCCGAUGUCGCCGCACUCACUGUCGUCCAAUCCUUCAUCACGGGACUCCUCCCCAAGCCGGGAUCUGUCCCCUGCUGUGACCAACAUCAAGCCCGCCAUCGUGAUCCACCGAGCGGGAAAGAAGUACGGCUUCACCCUGAGGGCCAUCAGAGUGUACAUGGGAGACUCAGACAUCUACACGGUGCACCACAUGGUCUGGCAUGUAGAGGACGGCGGCCCGGCUCACGAGGCGGGGUUGAGAGAGGGGGAUCUGAUCACACAAGUUAAUGGAGAGCCAGUGCACGGUCUGGUUCACACAGAGGUGGUGGAGCUCAUACUGAAGAGCGGUGCCAAAGUGUCCAUCUCUGCCACUCCGUUUGAGAACACGUCCAUCAAGGUAGGCCCCGCCCGGAAAACCACCCACAAGUCAAAGAUGGCGAGACGCAACAAGAAGACAAAGAACAAGGAGGGGCAGGAAAGUAAGAAGAGGACGUCUCUGUUCAGAAAGAUCACCAAACAGGCGUCUCUCCUCCACACCAGCCGCAGCCUCUCCUCUCUGAACCGCUCUCUCUCCUCAGGGGAGAGUGGCCCCGGCUCGCCCACGCACAACCUGUCGCCACGGAGCCCGACACAGGGCUACAGGUCCACGCCAGACUCCGCCCACUCAGUUGGUGGAACCUCAUCUCAGAGCAGCUCUCCCAGCUCCAGCGUCCCAAACUCUCCAGCGAGCUCAGGCCACAUCCGGCCCAGCUCCCUGCAUGGCCUGGCCCCCAAGCUCCAACGCCAGUACCGCUCGCCCCGACGCAAGUCUGCAGGGAACAUCCCUCUCUCCCCUCUGGCCCGCACGCCCUCACCCACGCCUCAGAGCAGCUCUCCACAGCGCUCCCCCUCCCCCCUGCCCAGCCACGCUCUCGGACAGUCAGCAGUGGGUCAGUCAUUCCCCGUGAAGCUGCACUCCUCCCCUCCCCUGGUGAGGCAGAUUUCCCGGCCCAAGAGUGCGGAGCCUCCACGGUCUCCGCUCCUCAAGAGGGUGCAGUCGGCUGAGAAGCUUGCCUCCUCUCUCUCUAACUCCCCCUCGUCUCCCUCCGGGGUGGCAGCAGCAGGGGACAAGAAGCUGGCAGUGGGAGCAGCUGUGGGGAGCCGGAAGCACAGUCUGGACAUCUCUCAUUCAGAUUUCAAGAAGGAGAUUCUGCAGAGAGAGCCGACCCUGCAGAGCCUUCAGGAGUCAGCCAGUGAGGGUUUGCUGUCCUCAGGGGGACGUGGUGUGGAGAAGGGCAGCCUGCACAAACACUCUUCCUCCUCCAGGAAAUUAGGACGUCAGGAAGGGGAUGGCGGCCUCAGCUCGGUGUCGGGCUCUCUGGGUCUGACCCCCGGAAAGAGCAAGCUGAAGGACAAACUGUCCGCCAUCAGGCAGGACCGAGCCGAGCGGAGGGAGUCUCUGCAGAAACAAGACGCCAUCCACGAGGUCGAUUCGUCUGAGGACGAGACAGACGAGGGCUCCGAGGACAGCCAGGAUGGACGCAGGGGGACAACCUUCACCCCACCUCCCCUGCUGAGGCCCACCACUGUGAGAACGGGUCCUGGAGGCACCCUUCCCUCCCUCUGCCUCUCCCCCUGCACCCCCCACGCAACCUUCACCCACACAGGACCCUCCUCCAUAGGCAGGCCCACUCCGUCACACACCCUCCCCUCCGUUACAGAGAUGAAGCCCGCUCAGAGCGCCUCCUUACCCGGAGUAAAAACAGAGGACAGCUCAAGACAAGAGAGGAAGGUUCUGGAGCCGACUAGUACCACAAAACCCACUCAGGGCCCCCUCCCCUUCUCCACCCCGGGCAGUGCGUUCAUCUCAGUCAGCAAGGACACUUUCCUCAAGCCUACUCCUCCACAAGACUUCAAAACUCUGAGAGGAAAGACUGCACCAUCAGAUCCCAAGACAGAGGACAAAACCCAAGAAACCCCAAGAACCACAGCCCCCUCCACUACGACAAGUACAACUACCACCGACUGCGGAACCAAAACGAGCAGCACAGACUCCACAAGCACCACCAGUACUCCAGACUGCAGAACCCCUGACAGCCAGGAGACACCCCGUGCCUCCUGCUCCUCUCCAAGCAUCCCCAAGGAGAGGAAGGAGGCUGACAACCGGAGACUUUGUGCUGCUGCUGCUGCAAGUCUGACUGCCUCCUCCUCGCCCACUUCUGGCUCCAGCUCCCCGGUUUCUGCCCCUGAGAGCAGCAUGGACAAAGUAGUUUCCAAGCUUGCGACAGUGGCAAAAAGCGUCCUGGGUCCCGUCACACUCAGCACAGCUGCAGACAAAAGCGGAAAGGACCAGAAAGAAAGCAGAGGUGGAGUCCCAGAAGCCCAAACAACCAGCCUGCUUUCAUUCCCCAAACCGACCCCUCACCUGCCUCACCUGUCAGAGAGCUCCACCAAACAGAAAACUGAGCAGGUCGCCUCUUCUGUCACGUCUCAGAAGUUAGUCAAACCCUCCAUGCAGAAAGACUCUGCACCCCAGCCAUCAACCUGCAAAGACACUCCAGACAGGCCCACAUCAGGGUCUGCGGGUAAGGAGAACUCUGCUAAGCCUCUACCUGCACAGCGACUGGGUGCAGCAGCAGCAGCAGCAGCCGCUCAGCCUAGUCUAAACACAACUCCCAGCUCCUCCGAACCACAAACAACAACUGCCACCGACACCACCACUACCACCGCCACCACCAACGUCAGCGCUGUGUCUGCCUCCUCGCAACAAAACAAAGCAACCAGCAAGAAGACGUAGCAGCAAAACAAAGAGUCAAAAAACCAGAACAGAAAUGUACAGAUCACACAAAAACUCACACUGACUGCAUGUUCGGAGGAAAAUAUACAAGUAUCUCGGCACUUAUCAGAGAGAUUCAAAGAGAAAGAAUGCAGAGAGAGACGGCAGGCAUGGUCGUUCAGUCCAGCUGUUCUGUGCUCUUAAUGUUCAUGUGAGUUAUUUGGUGUCCUGACGUUUUGGUUUCUGCUGUCAGGAGUUUUCUUUUUCUGCAAACAUGUACAGGGCUAGAAAUAAAAAGCUGAGUGGUCCACGCACGUACGAUUUAAAAAAAACAAACAUCUCACACACACAGAGACACACACACACACACACACACACAGAGACACACACACACACACACACACACACACACACACACACUCUUCCCUCGCUCUUGAUCUUCUUCUCGUUACUCUUCACCUUGAUGUUUGGCAGAGCUCACACACAGACGGAUCAGGACGUGCCUUACUGAACCAGCUUUCUCCUCGUCCAACAUUUUCUCCUCCGCCAUGAUUGGAACAAAGAUUGUGUCACUGCAGUAAAGUUCAGAAAUCUGUGUAAAUGCAAUAGCAUGUAUGAUACAAAUCUGUUUUGCCGCACCUGCACACACCGCCAAAAGCAGAACCCAUCAAACUGAGCAUGCUCAGAAUGACUCUGUUGGACCGCCACCUCUUUAUUCCUAGCCCUCAUCAGCCUCUGCUGGCUGUCAUAGUUUUCUUUUGUAUCUGGACCAACUUGCUGUGUUUUGUUGCCUCUAGUCCUGUAAAGUUAUCUGACUUUACUCUGUACAUGUGUGUGUGUGUGUGUGUGUGUGUGUGUGUGUGUGUGUGUGUGUGUGGGAGCGAGUGUUUGUUCAUUUGUGCAUGGUUAUCUAUGUAUAUAUAUAAGAAUAUUUAAAGUUCUGUUGUGCAUCUGUUUUAUACUUUGAGUGUGUGUGUUUUAGGAUUAACAGGACACCCUGAUACCUGUGCGUGCGUGUGUGCGUACGUACGUGCGUAUGUGUGUGUGUGUGGGCUGAGCUCUCUCUAAUGUGUAUGUGUCAGGCGUCAGGCUUUGCACAAAGCACUAAGACAAAAAAAUCACUGAGAGGAACCCUGGUUGAUCUGGGUUGGGGCUCGCUUUUAUCACUUUAGUGGGUUUAAAAACAAAAGUUGUGGUAAGACUCUUAAAGGGGAGUUCCACUAUUUUAAAACCUGGGCUGUUGUACAGUCCCUCAAAGCAGAUGUAGACCACCUUCACAAGGUAAGAUUACUCCUCAUGUCUUGUUGCUUUUCAGCCAUCUUUGGUCAGAACAAAAUCAUCUUCCUCUUCUUUAAGAAAAGCUCCGACUCUGCAAGGAUAUUUUCUGAAAUUUUGACAGACUCUUAGAAAAUCAAACAGCGCCCAGAUUUAAAAUACCAGAACUUCCCUUUAAAUCAUCCUUUCUGUGCUUUCAUUUCUGGAUUUAUCACCUUUGAUUUCUUUUGUUGCUUCCUGCUCCCACUCAUGACUGAUUCACAGUAUGUGCAUUUGAAAGCAACAAACACUCUGCAGAUGUUUUGUUUUAGAUUGUUUACUCAUUCAUCAAACACACACCAAGCCCCGCCCUGUUGUAAGUCCACUUGAGUCCGUCUGAAUGUUCUCCGCUCCUGUGUCCCUUAGAAGCAGGAUGCUCAGACUCUCAUUUUGAUGAUGAGCUUUGAAGACUUGUUAAAACGUCUGUGGCGAUCUCUAUUAUGUUUACAUGUUGUUGUUUUACUUCGAUUUGUUUGUGUGUGUUUUCUUUGUGAAUGGAACUCGUUGCCUGUAGCAAUCAAACCUCCUCUGACAGGCGAGGAUAAUUACCCACCGCUCGUCCUCGUGUUGAAGCGACUCCUGCUCAUAACCUGCUGUGUUCAUAUUUAGCUGGAAGGAGGAAGGUUCAGAGAACAUCUCCACUCUGUGCACAUCCGGAUUGUCCUCUCAGAGAUACAGAAGUGUUUAGAAGUGAUGUAUCUUUGUUUUUGGUGGCAUUAGGCCUGCACAGAAAAGUUUCAGAUUAACAGACAAAGCAGUGUUAUCGUAUGCACAUUGUGCACAAAACCCUUGUCUCAUAGCGUGACAUCUGAAGGACCAAUCGACUGAUUUUCAAUCAGGUUAUAUUUCAGAGCGAGCACGGACAGAAUCAUGAUGACUUUUAGAGGUGUGUUUGGACUGAAACGCAGCAAAUCUAAGUGCUGCAGGGUUACAAAGAAAGCCGUGCAGAGACAUAUUAUGUGAGCUGAAUAUUUUCAACUCAUGCUCCUGUGCGCUGAUUUUUGCGCCCACUAUAGACAUGUUUAGGCAUUGUUUGAGACAAACAAGUGCAAUUCGGGAUGAAGUCACAGACUAUCUUUUCAAGAGCUCAAAAAGUAGCAGAUAAAUCUUUUCCUGUUUCAGCUAAGUUUGAUUGAAUUUGCUGUUUUCCCUCGGUUACCAUACAUCAAGUUAAAAGCCUGACAUGCAUCAAGAAAGGCCAACCUAAUUCCAAUGAUAAAACGAGUAAGUGUUCUUGCAGACUAAACCAACAAAGCAUGACUACACACUCCUCAAGUGUCUUCAGAUCUGUGCAUUUGCAGUUUGUCCUUUACCAAAGAUGAAACAAACAUAGAUGAAGCUUCAAGGACAGUAUAUUUCAAACAUAUUCAAAGUUUUGAGCUUGAAAGAAAAGUAUUUACAUUCGAUUCACUUUCAGUUUGAGCCUGAGUCCUUGGUGAUUUAAGAACUGAAAUUUGGCCAGAAGUUUGAAGAGUUUGCUUUGAAGUUUGAAUCAGUUUUGCUCUUAACUUGGCUUAAUGGACGUAAAUGUCAAAAAGGUUAACAAAUUAGAGCCCAAAAUCUGAGGGCAGAUGUCCCACUGCUGGCUCAGUUAGUCAGAAGUUUGUACCUACGCUCAAACUAAAAACAAGGUCACAAUUGAGUGCGAUCUCAUUAGCUGAAUUUGCGCAUUGUUGCUCCAUAAGUUGCAAAAAAAGAUGGCGCCAAACCACUAAAGAUAUCUCUUCAGAUAUUGAGAAGUUGAUGCUUCAUUUCCAAAAACUUUAAACUGCAGUCCACGUCAAAUCAAACGUACUUUACGUGCAUUGAUAUGUCCCUGCCCAAUCUUGAAUCCGCUGACUAGUAAUCUUCAGUGUCAGGGCGAGGUCCGAUCUGAUCUCUAAUCUCUCCAUGGCGCCUCACUUUGUUUCACGUCCUUAUUAAUCCCCCGCCGUCACACAAACAGAAGCUCCUGUUCCUGUUUGUUGUCUGAACCCGAGUGUGUGUGCUCAGUCUGCUCUCUACUGGUCGUCUAAUUACUGCUACAUGGUCACACACACACUCACACACUCAUGCAUAAACAUAUAGAUCAAUACGAUGCCAUCUAAUGUAGUCCCAACUGAUGGUUCAAGCACACACACACACAAAUCCUCCUGUGUGUAAAACGAUGCUCCGGCCAUCUGCUGGAGACUGAAGAAAGUGUCCGUGUCCCUCGUGGUGUCAUUAAUCUUAAAGCUAGAGUCUGUUCACCACACACACACACACACACACACACACGCGCACAUGCACACACACACACACACACACACGGCAGAGGGUCAGGUCGGCCAACUCCACCUAGACUCCCUCGGCUCCUCCGCCUUGUCCCGGCCCGGUCAGGUCGUGUUCAGCAGUUACAUUCUGUCCAACCUCCAGUUUGUGUUUACCCAUCAUGCACCUUUUUAAGUUUUGUUUUUGAUACCUUACGAAAUCUUGAUGUGGAGAAAUACAGUUAACCACAGGUAGCAAUGAUAAAAAAAACUACAAAAACAUGAGGGAGGGACAUGAAAUGAAGAAAAAUGAACCCCAAGAAACUUUUGCAAGACCUCGCAUUUUUGUUUUUAAUGCACUAAAUCAGGAUUUUGAUUUGUUCCAACCUGGGCGCCAUCAUCAGUGUCUCCUGCUCGCCUGAAAAUAACUGGUUAAAACAUCUUGAUGGAAUGAUUCUGUCCCUGCUCACCAUCAGAUACCAAAUCAGACAUGUUUGGUCAGUUUUGUCUGCAGUAAGCUUCCGUACACUCUGACUCUGAGCGUGUGGAGACAGCAGCUCUGUCUGUGAGGCACAUAGAUGAUCCAAACAUGUGACUUUGGGUAUGAAGAGGUACGAGGAGAAUACUUACACAAGCACACGCAUACACACACACAUUGCUCAUGAGAUUCAGAUGUGGUUGCGUGUGUUAAUCCUGAAUCUGUCUGAGGACAUUAAUCGACUUUUAUGGACCUGACUCCGGCAGACGAGGGCAGUAUUUUUCCGCUGUGUUUUUCGUGUUUGUCUGUAAAAAGUGAUGAAGAGGAGGAGGAGGAUUCAGCAGCGCACCGUAAAAGCUCGAGUGAGACGUUAAGAGAGAAAAAAAAAACAUCGCUAGAGUAAAACCAGUGCAAUAUCUUUUUAUUUUUUAUCGUGGUAAAAGCAUGUUGUUGUCAAUCUUACCUUACAACAAUAAUAAAGUUUUUUUAUGUA
Messenger RNA from Notolabrus celidotus (New Zealand spotty), 11631 nucleotides. It is a transcript of the gene mast2, whose product is annotated as microtubule associated serine/threonine kinase 2. Lineage: Eukaryota; Metazoa; Chordata; Actinopteri; Labriformes; Labridae. Gene Ontology annotation, molecular function: magnesium ion binding; protein binding; ATP binding. The transcript is spliced from 33 exons. The record is from RefSeq and is a predicted model, not a curated record. Bases 849 to 7139 code for a protein of 2096 amino acids. Gene Ontology annotation, biological process: intracellular signal transduction; peptidyl-serine phosphorylation. Gene Ontology annotation, cellular component: microtubule cytoskeleton.